AUGGCAAGCAACCAUUACUUGAUGAACUGGGAUCUGGUGUGCCUGGCGUUCUUCGGCAAAAAUGCCAUUGGCGAUCAUCAUCUUGGUGGCAAUAUCAGUAUAUACAUUGUCGCACCUUCCAUCGUGUUUUAUUUGAUCAAGCUGCAAUCGGAUGGUAUGUACGCCAUGACAGAAUUGUUGCGUGCAAACACCCAUAUCUGUCGCAGAGGCGCCUGCGUACCCGACGAACCUGCGCGCCUUAGAAAUGUCAUUCACGUUUCCCGAAACACAUUGUAA
Messenger RNA from Radiomyces spectabilis, 276 nucleotides. RefSeq lists its product as uncharacterized. The record is from RefSeq and is a predicted model, not a curated record. Bases 1 to 276 code for a protein of 91 amino acids. Lineage: Eukaryota; Fungi; Mucoromycota; Mucoromycetes; Mucorales; Radiomycetaceae. The transcript has 2 exons.